Molecule: messenger RNA, 537 nt
Organism: Trichomonas vaginalis G3
Lineage: Eukaryota; Parabasalia; Trichomonadida; Trichomonadidae
Exons: 1
Coding region: 1-537 (178 amino acids)
Source: RefSeq, a predicted model, not a curated record
AUGGAUUCUUCAAUAGAGUUGGCUGAUCUUCUUGUUAAUGAACUUGCAAAACAAAUAAAACUGAAAUACAAAGACGAUGUCACAUGUACAAAUCUUGUUUACCUUAAAUUACAGAACUUUGGAAUGAAACCAGGAUUUGCAUUUGCCAUUCAAAUGGUUUCUACUUCAUUAAUCGAAAGUAAUUUAGAUAAUGUAGUUGCAUAUGUUGGGCAAGUAAUGGGAAAUGAAAUUUUAGGAGCUCCGGCAGAAUUUAGUAAUGAUGGAGAUAAAUUUAUUAAAUUCCAAUACAACAAAGAAUUACCAAGUAUGUUUAGGAGAUUAGGACCGAUUACAAAGCAAGGAAUGCCACCAGAACAAGAAUUUUGGCUCCAAGUUUAUGGACAUUUUAUUCUUGGCAUAUAUCAAGGAGCUCUUCUUCAUUUCGGAUAUCGUACGGUUGGUAAAUUUGAUUUUGGAGAUGAUUCUAUUCAAUUCUCAAUCAAACCAGAAAAAUUAGUUGGUACUUGGUCUUCCCCGCCAUCUGUUCUAUUAAAAUAA